AUGCGCAACCCGGCCACAUCGGGGUACGCCCCUGUAUCGACCACCGACCACAACAACAACAACAACAACAACAACAACAACAACAACAACAAUGUCUACGCAAUGGACGAUCUAGCUGGCAAACCACUCCCUCCCACACCCCGAAACUUUGACCCCCGCGCGUUCAGGAUCUACAGGAGGGAUGUAGUCACCUUCUCGCUGUCGUUUUUGGUGUCGUUGCCGUUGGUGCUGCUGGUGGCGUUGUUUACGGGGGAUGGCUCCCUGUUUGGGUAUCACUCCUCGCCUUCGCCCUCCCCAUCAGCCACGAAACCAAACGGUAAGUUUAUUGUUCCUGGGGCUGGUGGUGGGGGGUGCGAACCGACUAGUACUGUGCCUCAGUACUUUAAUACUGAGGACGGGAAAUGGGCUGGGCCAACUGCUACUGGCAAGCCGGGUUUUUUGGCCCAGACGAGGGAGUGGGGCGUGGAAGAUGGGAAGACGUGGGUUCCGAACGAGCCGUUGCAGACGCAGGUGCCGGUGCGGGGUGGGGAUGGGAGUGAGAAGGGGGGGAGUAUCUUUGGGGAGAUGGGGUUUUUGACGCCGUAUAGACCGGCUAAGGGGUUUGGGGUCGAGGAGUGGCCUUUGCCGGAGGGGGCGGAGAUUGUGCAGGUUCAGAUGGUGUCUAGGCAUGGGAGUCGGUACCCGACUGUUGGGAGCAAUGUUGAUGGGUUGGGGAGGAGGAUCGGGGAGGCGAAGAAGAGGGGCGGGUUCAAGACGAGUGGUGAUAUAGGGUUUUUGAAUGAGUGGAGGUAUGAGUUGGGGCAGGAGAUACUGGUGCCGAAGGGGAGGCAGGAGUUGUAUGAUUCGGGGGUUUUGCAUGCGUACAUGUAUGGGAAGCUGUAUAAUCCUAACAGCAAGAUUAUUGUGCGGACGACGACGCAGGACAGGAUGUUGAAGUCGGCCGAGAAUUUUAUGGCGGGGUUCUUCGGGUUGGGGUGGACGAGUAAUGCGACGAUUGAGGUUAUCAUUGAGGAUGCUGGGUACAAUAAUAGUCUGGCUGGGUAUUUGAACUGCCCGAAUGGGAACAAGGUGAAUGGGGGGUCUAAGGCGCAGGAGAAGUGGAUUGGGGUUUACUUGCAGAAUGCAACGGAGAGGCUGGCGAAGUUGGUUGAAGGGUACGAGUGGACGGUUGAGGAUACAUACGCUGCGCAGACAAUGUGUCCAUAUGAGACUGUGGCAUACGGCUUCAGCAAGUUCUGCGAGUUGUUUACAUAUGAAGAGUGGCUUCAUUUCGGGUACUCGAUCGAUCUCAACUUUUACGGAAACGAUGGAUUUGGAUCGCCGGUUGGAAGAGCGAUCGGCCUUGGCUACCAGCAAGAAGUCGUUGCCCGCCUCCAGAACCGCACCCUAGGGUACUCAGGCUCCCAGAUCAACGUCACCCUCGACAACAACACCGGCACAUUUCCCCUGAACCAGUCUCUCUACUUUGACUUUUCCCACGACACCAACAUCAUCAGCAUCCUGGCUGCCUUUGGCCUGACGCAGUUCGGGGCCACACUCGACCCGCUCAAGUACCCAGGUCAGCAUAACUUUACCGUGUCGGACAUGACGCCGUUUGGUGCCAGGCUCGACAUCGAGAUUAUCAAAACUCAAAAACCCGUUCUGGCGAAUCGGGAGGUGGAUGAGACAGGGAAAGAGACGGAGUAUGUCCAUUUUGUGCUAAACCAAAGGACGGUGCAUUUGGGGUGGAGCUUGGAGGAGUGCGAUGGGGCACGGAAGGAUGGGUGGUGUGAGUUGGGGGCAUUUUUGAAGGCGCAGGAGAGGAUGGCGAAGAUGGCGAGAUACGAGGAGGCUUGCCAUGGGGAGUUGAGCGGGGAGAAUUGGGAGUAUGGGAGGGUGGUGGAUGGGGUGCCUGUUUAG
Messenger RNA from Podospora bellae-mahoneyi, 1899 nucleotides. RefSeq lists its product as uncharacterized. The transcript is spliced from 5 exons. The record is from RefSeq and is a predicted model, not a curated record. Lineage: Eukaryota; Fungi; Ascomycota; Sordariomycetes; Sordariales; Podosporaceae. The coding region runs from base 1 to 1899 and encodes 632 amino acids. Gene Ontology annotation, molecular function: acid phosphatase activity.